AAGUCUAAAAGUACAGUACAUUAUGCCAGUUAGAAAGGACAGUAUUAUUGUGAAGUGUGAGCUCUUUCUGAGUGAUGAUUCCUGCAACUUUCCAAACCAAAUAUGUGACUAUAUAAAGGACACAUAUGGAGAGUGUAAGAUACUGACAGUUACGAGGAAGACUGGUGAAUCUGAAGUUGAGUAUUAUAUUGUACUAAAGUUUACUGACUGUGGCCAUGCUAACAGAGUCAAGCAAAGGUAUCAUGGUCGUUGUUUGUUCUCUGCUAUGCUCUCCUGCUCAUUCUUUGAGUCUCAGCUACCAGUGACAUACAUCACUCACUCAAUGCUAGCCAAUCUUCUUGAAAAAGCAAAUUCAACAACUUCAACUAAAAAGAAGAAGAAAACAGUCUCAGUUGAGAAAGAGCAGGAGAAGUGGAUGUGGGAGCACGGCCUGCUGGAGGAGGAACAGGAAGAAGGCCAUUGCGUGUUCUUUACCGAGAGGGAGACCAGCGAAGAGACUGAGGCAGUGCAAGCUAGUACUAGCUCUGGAGGUAGAACAGUCAUCACGGCCUCUACCUCUAGAGACAUCAGUAGAGAGGAACCUGUUCACAGUGAGAGGCCUACUGGGAGCAGCAGAACUGAUGAUUAUUACUCGGUGAAGAACAUGCUUGCCUCUAGAGGAGCUAGAAACAUGAAACAAGAGAAAAGCAGCAGCGGAGAUGAGUCUGAUGAUGACGAUAAUGAGUUAUCAGAAGAUCGUAGGCACAUUCACCAAUCUGGAGUUGGGUUCUUAUUGCAGAGAAUCCAAGGAAGUUCAUCUAGUGGUUCCAACGUCAAAGAAAAGGAAACAGAGAAGGAAAGGAAAGAGAAAAGGAGGACACACAAAGAGGAAGAGAGUAAGAAGUGGAAGAGUCUGUAUCAGACUCUUGAGUCUAAAAGAGGAAGGAGAGGCUAUGAGAAAUCAAGAGCUGAUUCAAUAUCAUCUCGGGAUUCAUCAGUUGAUCAUUCAUCAAGACACAGAGUGUCCCAUUUAAGAGACAGAUCAAUUGAUUCAAACAGAACCUCACAUUAUUCCAGAGAUUCAUCUCUUGAUGAUUCAAGGCGUAAAUCACGUGAUAAAGUAUACUCAACCACAACCUCACGGGACUCGUCGCUGGAUUCAUCAGUUGACAGAAGUAAAGCCUCAAAACGAGCAAGAAACCUUUCAGCUGACAGUUCAUCUAGUGAUUCUAGUGACCCUGGGUCAAGGGAAAGGAGAAAGAAGGGACGCCAUCAUGAGAGAAGUGACAAAUACUCAACUAGCAGCAGCAGUAGCUCAAGAAGAAGAGAGAAGGAGCGUUUUGUAUCGAAAGAGAAGAAACCUUAUAAGAGCAGCAACAGCAGCAGCAGUACCUCAGUGAAGAGAAGACACGAGACAACAAGAGGAAAGGAACCAUCACCUGUGGAGGAGAAGAGGAAACGACACAAGCAGAAGGAGACACCCACUAAAGCUAGUCCAACGACUUCUUUGGCCAGACCGACUACUACCACAGCUACCGUGACCACACCUACCACUUCAGCCACUACUGCUACUGUGACCACACCCACUAAAGUAUCAAAUUUGGCCACACCCAACAGCACUAACUCUCCUAUACCAAACCCAAUCCAGUUCCUUCAAUCUGGUUUCACUGGUACAUCUACUUCAUUGGGAGGGGCUCCGUUGCUAGGGGGAGGAGCUCCAUCUCUAGGGGGAGGGGGAGGUUCUUUGUUCCCCCUAAUCCCUCCCUUUCCCCUCUCUCUCCCUCCCUCGUCUAAUGGCUCCCCUGUUCCUCUAAUGGUCCCAAUAUACCUACCACCAGACUAUAGACAAUUACUAACAGGAGGAGGGACUAAUGGCAGCAAAGAACUACCCACUGGGGGAGCAGCUGUGAGUACAGGGGGGACUGGGAUCUCAGGGGGAGGCGGGGAUUCAGGAGGAGGUGGGGGUUCAGGAGGAGGUGGGGGU
Messenger RNA from Amphimedon queenslandica, 1963 nucleotides. RefSeq lists its product as uncharacterized. The annotation marks the transcript as partial. The record is from RefSeq and is a predicted model, not a curated record. NCBI's taxonomy places the organism in Eukaryota, Metazoa, Porifera, Demospongiae, Haplosclerida, Niphatidae. The transcript is spliced from 3 exons.